Globicephala melas (long-finned pilot whale) is the source of this 6342-nucleotide messenger RNA. RefSeq names its product general transcription factor IIA subunit 1 (gene GTF2A1). Gene Ontology annotation, cellular component: transcription factor TFIIA complex. The record is from RefSeq and is a predicted model, not a curated record. Gene Ontology annotation, biological process: transcription initiation at RNA polymerase II promoter; transcription by RNA polymerase II. NCBI's taxonomy places the organism in Eukaryota, Metazoa, Chordata, Mammalia, Artiodactyla, Delphinidae.
GCGGCAGCGGCGGUGGCGGCGGCUCGCGCAGCUUGUUGGCUCACUAUAUAAAGGGGAGAAGCGGGCGGACCGGACGGCUGGAGCUGCAGCCGGUGGCGGCAGCGGCGGCGCGGGGAGCGGCGACCGGUGGUGGUUUCCCUCCUUGGUGCGGGGUGGGGAGCGGGCAACGCCCCCCAGGACCCCUGAAGGGUCGUGGCCUUUUUUUUUUAAGGGCGAUUCUCGAGUUUUUAGCUCCGAGGACUGCUCUCCUCCUCUACCUCCUCUCACCGCUCCCCUCUCCUCCGUCAGAAUACGAUUUUGUUUGAAAAAUUUUUCCCCCCAAUUUUGCGGUGGCUUGGGUCACCCUCCGGGUGUUCUUUUUUUGUUUGUUUGUUUUUGUUUUUAUCUUUUCUCGGGGUUGCCCCCCUCUUGUUUGUGUUGUGUGUGGAAAUGGCGAACUCGGCAAAUACAAACACCGUGCCUAAAUUAUACAGAUCUGUGAUUGAAGAUGUAAUUAACGAUGUGAGAGACAUCUUUUUGGAUGAUGGAGUCGAUGAACAAGUUCUGAUGGAACUAAAAACUUUAUGGGAGAAUAAACUAAUGCAGUCUAGGGCAGUAGAUGGAUUUCAUUCAGAAGAGCAGCAGCUUUUACUGCAAGUUCAACAGCAGCAGCAACCCCAGCAGCAGCAGCAUCACCACCACCAUCACCACCAGGCUCAACCACAGCAGACAGUACCUCAGCAAGCGCAGACCCAGCAGGUCCUUAUUCCUGCGUCUCAGCAAGCUGCAGCACCACAAGUUAUUGUUCCUGAUUCUAAGCUGAUACAACAUAUGAAUGCAUCAAACAUGAGUGCUGCUGCUACAGCUGCUACCUUAGCACUCCCUGCCGGUGUGACUCCUGUUCAACAGAUAUUAACAAAUUCAGGCCAGCUUCUUCAAGUGGUCAGAGCAGCCAAUGGUGCCCAGUAUAUCUUUCAGCCUCAGCAGUCAGUAGUUCUACAACAACAGGUUAUACCACAAAUGCAGCCUGGUGGAGUACAAGCUCCUGUUAUACAGCAGGUACUGGCCCCUCUUCCUGGAGGGAUUUCACCACAAACAGGUGUUAUCAUCCAGCCCCAGCAAAUCUUAUUUACAGGAAAUAAGACUCAAGUUAUACCUACAACAGUGGCAGCACCUACACCAGCACAAGCACAGCUAACCGCAGCUGGCCAACAGCAGCCACAGGCCCAGCCUGCUCAACAGCAAGCGCCGCUGGUGUUGCAGGUUGAUGGGACUGGGGAUACGUCAUCUGAAGAAGAUGAAGAUGAAGAAGAAGACUAUGAUGAUGAGGAGGAAGAAGACAAAGAGAAAGAUGGAGCUGAAGAUGGGCAGGUAGAAGAGGAACCCCUCAAUAGUGAAGAUGAUGUGAGUGAUGAGGAAGGACAGGAACUCUUUGAUACAGAAAAUGUUGUUGUAUGCCAAUAUGAUAAGAUACACAGAAGUAAAAACAAAUGGAAAUUUCAUCUCAAGGAUGGCAUUAUGAAUCUUAAUGGAAGAGAUUAUAUAUUUUCCAAAGCCAUUGGAGAUGCAGAAUGGUGAAGAGUUGGUUCUUUCCUUUUAUAAAUAAAACAAAAGAAACUUAAAAAAAAAUUUAAAGUGGACAGUUUGUAACUUGGGACAUAUACCAACCAAAACUUAACUUCUGCAUGUCAGAGAAGUGCAGUAGAAGCAGAGCUACUGGAACAAAGAGACCUUGACAACACAGACACUACUUCUAACUGGCAAGCCAUGGAACUGUAGCACCUGGGGUUGUUGGGGUGGCGAGGGUUGGGAUUUUGUGUAAGAAAACCGUAAUUGUCGAUUUUAAAUACAGGUACCUGCCACUGGUAACUAGCAUGUAAAGCUUGGUUUAUAUUCCUUCCUCCAACUUGAGUUCAGUCAGAAGAUACUUGUUGGAAUGAACUGAAGAAACUUCCCUUUUGAUAGGUUGAACCGAAACUGCUUAUUGUACGUGGUUAUAUUUGGUAAAAAUUGCGUGUGAGCUUUUUACAAAAGGGUAAGAAUAUGUGUUGAAUUUUAAUUCAUUUGUAUAAGGAAACAAUUUAGAACUCUCAUAAUAGGUCUUAAAUAUUUUUACUUGCUGUUCUCCUUCAGUAAUAUAUACCUCUUCCUUCCCUGCUUUAUGGAACAUCUAUUUAAGAGUUAAAGGAAGUAAACAGUGAUCACAGUUUGGAGACAAAAUUUACCCAGGAAUGGGUAUUUAUUUUAAUUAGGUUUUGAGACUCAUUAAAUGUAGUUUAAAGACUUGGGUCUCAUCUGAGUUGAGCAGAAUUAAAAUAACUUCAGUUUCCUAACAGAAAAAUUGUAUUUGUUUCUUUUAGCCCCCUCACCUUAAAAAGAAACCCCAGUGGCUCCUCAGGAAUACAGUGUUAUUGCACAAAGGUACCAUCCAGCUGAAAUUAUAUACAUGUGAAUAGAUAGAUUUUUUUUUCCUGUUGGGCUGAAGAGUAUAUGCUUAUAUAUGUGUUUAGUCUUCAAGCUAAACAAACAUUUAGAUAACAUUCUGUGCAUUGAUUGAAGCAUUGGGCAGGUGGUGAGGACCUGGAAUUUUAUUAAACAAUUUAGUAAUUAUAAAAGUUUUUUUGUGUUUACUAGUAAAGAAUUUUAAAAUGAUUCUAAGUGAACACACUUUUAAAAUGCAACUUUGUAAUUUGAGGGAGAAAUUUUGGGGUUAGAGGAGGGUGGGCCACUAAGUACAUAUUUACCUCUUUCAUUUGGUGGCCCUUCCAGGCCAUUGAUAAUAUAGACAUGGGCUCCAGUUUGCACAUCGGGAAGAAAGCAUAGAAAUUUGACUUGUAUAUUAAAAAUAAUAGAAAUGUUAUAUGAUAUUAAGAAUGCAUAGCUCUGUAUUCUGUAAGGGGCUAUAAAGAACAAUGUGGCAGUGCUAUGUUCAGUGUGAACGAGUUGCUUGGGAGAACUGUAGGAACUUGUGUAUUCACCUUUGUUCUUACACCUAAUUCUUUUCAUGGUUUAUUUUGACAAAAUUCACAUGUGUUUAACUUACUUGUAUAUUGAUUUUUUUUUAAGUCUUCCAUUUUUGUCUUCCUUUUAUUUGCCUUUGUGUUUCCAGAAGUAACAUAGAAACACUUUAAAGUACAUUGCAAAGAAAAACUGUGAGGUAUUAUAUAUUGUUUUUCCUUUUUUAACACAAAUCUUUAAACUUUCUUGAAAAGGCUAAUCUUUUUUCUUUUUCUUUUUUUUUUGCCUGCUUCCCACCCCACAUACCACCUUGGUCCCUUUAACUUACGUUCUGAACUUUGGUAUAAAUGUGGUUUCUAGCAUGCUAGUAGUUAGGUUUUAUUUAGAUGCCAUAACUGGUGAUACGGUUUUAAUUUUUACUAUAUUAAUUUAGUUUUCUGGAGGUUUAUUUGUUUACCCCACUAUGCUCAAAGCACACACAGGUUUUGUUUUUUUUUUUUUUAAUUAAUGAGACUGGGAGGAGAGAAGGGAGAGGGGGUAAAAUCACAGAAGUCCUGUUGUUUGUUUGCCCUUGAGUAUAGUUGCUAGUAGGUUUAUAUUUACCCAGUGAAGAAGUCAAUGACCUGAACUACCUAUAAAAGUUUAGCAUUGCUGCAGUGUUGAUUAAAACCCUUUCGCUAUCUAGUAGUUCUUAUGCUACUGAACCUUGGAUUACUGUAUGAUAUUCAGCUUAUAUUUUGGGCUCUCUAUGUAGACGAAAACAUUCAUAUUCAUAAUAGAAUUGUAUACUGGCCUGUUUUUAUACUCAAACAUGAACAACCACUGCUUUCAGAGUGACUCAUUAGGGUUAUUUUGAAGCAGGAAAUAGCCAUUUAUAUUUGCACCUGUGUAUAUUGCAUAUUAAUUAUGACAUACUUGGCAAGUGCUUUUCUUUUACCUGUGAAUAUUCUGAAAGCUGGUCCAAACAACACUGCAUACCAAAUUGUGCUCUUAUAUAUUACUGCAUCGUGUUCCUUUUUAAUCAAAUAGCAUGUUUUAGUUUUAUUAUAGUGGCUUGCUAUAAGAAUGCCACUUGCUUAUCUUUUAUUGUACUUGAAUUCUUAAUCAUGCUUUUAACAUUUUAUUUAACAAAUCGUUUCAUUAGGUUCUGUCAUUCCUUUGAAAAGGCAAGGAUUCCCACUUUCAGAAUUUUGAAAUGAAAAUAACAUGUUUAUUCAAAGAGGGAAAAUAGUUCAGACUUAGUAUUAUGAAAUAAGUAAAGGUUUCAGAAAAGGAUUUGUUUAGAUUUGCACAGAUGGUGAUGGCACCUUUUAUUAAAAAACAAUCAGCAGUGCUAAGGAAAUUUACGCAAAAGUACUAGAUAAAAGUGUGGAAAUGCGUGCCUUUCAGUGUAUGUACUCUUUUUUGGUGGUCGUUUGGAUAGUCAGACCAUUUGAAUGGCUGAGAGCACAUUUAAAUUCUGUGGAGCGCCACAUUUGGCUGAAACAACUCUUUAAUGUGCAAUUAGUUUCUAGAGUAAAAUGUCUGUUAUAUGAGGGGGAUCUUUAUAUUGGGCUUUUAUAUUUUUUUAAAUGUUCACAUUUCUUUCUAUUAAAUGCCACCAUAAUACCACGUUUAUAUUGUUGCCUCUCUUAAAAUCAAAGCCACCUUGAUGUUAUUCUUUUAGGGAUACAUCAAGAUUUGAGCAGUGUGUAUAGUGAUUAAAAUGUGUUCUUGAAGAGCAUACUGUAAUCGACUGGCUUGGACAGCAAGAACAUAAAAAUAUAAUAGCUUUUGUAUAAAGAUUUUCUUUUGCUAUAUGAAAAUCAAGGAUUUGGUUUUCUUUUUUUUCUGGCUUUUAUGGAGGAAUGAAGAGGGUUAUCUCCUUCUAAGAGUAAUUUUUGAUUAUCUUAUAGCAAUAACGUCACCAUUCUUUUCAGAAGAUAAAUACACCUUGUAUAGGAAAUCAGACAUAAUUUUCUUGGGAGUCCCCUUUAUAACUUAGCUUUUUCUUCCACUUGAGAAAAUUCCUAUAUUUUCAGAUUAUUUCAUCUUGAACUUUUUUGAGCUUUUGUGCAAUGUAAUAUUUUAUUGAUCCAUCUUUGUACAUUUUCAUUUUAUUUCAUAUGUCUAUUUCCCACCUAUCUGUCUGAAUCAGCUAUUUCAGAUUUUGAAUUCAUUGGUUAAAAAAUAGUUACUUUAUAUAUCUCCUCAUGGGUUUAUUUUAAAUAGUUUUGCAUUUUAAUCUAUUGUGCUAUGGAAAUUAUUCUGAAGUUUGUAUUCCCUUUUUAAGCCUGCCUUAGUCUGUUUUUUGUCAUUUUUUUAUGGUUUAAGGAAGAGCACACCAAACUUGAUAUUUUUGUUUAUUUUGAGGAACAAGAUAAACUUGUUUUUUUCUUCUCUCUUAAGGGAAGAACUACAUUGAGUUAGUAGCUACUAUUUCAAGUUUCCUUAAAUCAUCCAGUAUGUAUCAGGGCUACAAUUGGGGGGAGGGGCUAAUCCUUUUUGCUGUUCUGAGCUACUAUUGUCAACUGCUGUUGUACAUACUGUUAUGUGUAAGGGCGUAAAUAUAUUUAUUAUGUUUGUAAAAUUCAUUCUGUACAAUUGCAGAUCAAGUUUGCUCUUCUGUGAUAUAUGGGAUAUUAUGUUUUAAAGACCAUCUUGGAAUACAAUUAGAGAACUUAGUAUUUUGAUGUACUAAGACCUAUUUUAAGUUUAAUAUUUUACCUUUGCAAAAACUUUAAUUAAAGAUGUUAUUUAAAAAAAGUAAUGCUGCUUGCUUUGCUUACUAGUUUAUAACAUUGUUAUAUAGAUAACUGAAUAAAACUAUACAGUUUAGAAAGGAAAAUGCUUUACAUUGUUAGUAAGUUCCAUUUAUCAAAAGAAGGUAUUAAAUUCUGUACCUUUAAAAUAAAUAGGGUGGGAUAUCAGUCUGAAUAUUAAACUGUGUUAUAAAUUCUUAGUAGCUUUUAAAGAGAAUAGUUGUGAUUUCUAGGCACACAGGAAUUUAAAUUGGGCUAAAUUCGCACCAACAAAGUGUAGCUAAAAUUGAUUAUAAUUAACAUACUGUAUUAAGUGAGUAUUUCUACUCCAAAGAAUAGAUUACUUAGGAUAAAAUUAUUUGAGAACAUACUUGUUCUUUAAUUCCACCAUUUAGCCAUAUGUUUUUCUUUUAGUUCAGAGUUUGUAAAUAAUUGCAUAAAAGGAGAAUCAGAUUAUUAAGGCUUGUAUUACAUAUUGAAUAUAUUUUGUGUUAUUUUAGAAGGUAUUAAAUAAUUAGCAAGUAUUUUAAUUUAUAGUUAAUUCAAAUGAAUCAUUAAGAAGCUUGCUUUUUUGUAAUUUUUUAAUCCUGUUAUGGACUACUUUAUCUAGGAAACAUGCAAAUUUUAACCAUUAAAACAAUCAUAAUAAAGAUAUUUUGUUUAU